This is a messenger RNA of Funneliformis geosporum, 429 nucleotides long. Lineage: Eukaryota; Fungi; Glomeromycota; Glomeromycetes; Glomerales; Glomeraceae. The record is from the annotation of a GenBank genome assembly.
AUGUUAUAUCUUGUAGUAACAGUUACUGAAGGUAUUAAAUGUAUAUUACCUGAGCGAAUAAUCACAAUUAUGGAAAAUACACAGUUUUUAGAAUUGUAUGAAAUAUUUACCUAUGGACAAUUUAAUAAUCAAGAUGUUGUAGUUUAUGUUCGUCAAAAUAAGGUUGACAAAUGGGUAGAAGUAAGUGAUGGUUUAAACAGUGAUCUUAAAAUCAUGGAAGUCUUAGGAUAUAAUCAUGUAAAAUUUUCGCUUUUUACAGAAUCUAAAGAUGAUCUUAACGAACAAUAUCAAGAGUUAAAUGAUGUUAUUUUACAACUUGGUUACUAUCAAUAUGUAGAUAUUUAUUCUUAUCUUCCUAUAGAUAUUAUGAAACGUUAUCGAUAUAUUAAAAAUCUUCAAUUAACAUGUUCAAUUGGAAUUUAUAGGUAA